Messenger RNA from Ricinus communis (castor bean), 2325 nucleotides. RefSeq lists its product as uncharacterized. Lineage: Eukaryota; Viridiplantae; Streptophyta; Magnoliopsida; Malpighiales; Euphorbiaceae. The record is from RefSeq and is a predicted model, not a curated record. The transcript is spliced from 4 exons. The coding region runs from base 1076 to 2104 and encodes 342 amino acids.
CUUAUUGCUUGUUAUGACAGGGCUUAAUACUGUUUGGGAUAAUUAGGGCGUAGUUCAAGUUUGUGGAUAUGGAAUAUGGCUUCUGAUACAGGUUUCAAUUCCCUACAAUGUCUUUUUUCUUUUUUCUUCUUUUUAAAGGUUGGCUAUGGUAAUUAUAUAACGCCAGUGGUUCUUAAAUGUGUAAAAUCUUUAUUCUCAAAUUAGUCAUUUUCCCAGAUGUUACCGAUUGUUGCUAUUAUAUUUUUGACUUAAGUUAUUUAUUUAUUUAUUUUAACUUAAACUUAUUUUUCUUUUGUUAAAGAUAGCAUAAAAAAUGUUGGUUUCUAGAGAUCUGAAUCAUCUGAUCCCUGCUUCCGUCCUAUGCUCAACCUGUAAAUGUUCUCUAAAAACCCACAGUUAAUUGUUGUGCAUUAGUUUUUUAAAGUGACAUGAUGCGCUGAAAAAACAACUCCAGACUCUAAAAUACUUUGGAGAAUUUAUUCUGCCCUGUGGUCAGAGGAAAUGCUUCAACUAUUUCAUUGAACUUUCAAUUUCGUAGGAUGAAAAUAUAGUCCAGCCCAGACAGAUAUAAAAGGCCGUAGGCUUAAACAUAGUGGGCUUAGCCUAACACCAUCACCGCCACCACCACCACCACCGGAGCGAAUUCCAUACAAAGAUGCAGAACAAAAAUAAAGAACAGAGCUACUCUCCAGUGGAACAAUUUUUAACUUUCUUUUUUGUUCUUUCUGUUUCUGAGACGGGAUUGGAUCAGCCAGUCAGCUCUCCUCUUCAUACAAUAUUCUGAAUCUCCUAUUUUGCACCUCCGAUUUCGAACGAGCUACCGUUCAAUAUCUGCGAGUACCCGAGACGCCUGAACAAGGUCUGUCGACGUGGUCGCUCUCAUUCUCUCGGGAAAGCAAGUUGUAGAUAUCUUCUAAGUCUGGAAUUUUUUUUUAACAGGAGUUUCUCAUAGAGCGGCCUCCUUAAUUUGACUACUCCAAAUUCUAGAAUACUUUGUGUGUUAGAUUGAAGAAUCUAUUAUGACCUGCAGAGGGAAUUCUUUAAACAAAGUAGGUUGAAUAGCAAUAUCUUUUGAAUGGUUGCUAAGGCUUCAACUGUAAAUCAAGCAAUGACAACACUGGUUAAAUCUCCUCCCACACUAUCAAACAUUUUGGUUCUCCAUACCCAUCCUAAGAGCCUGAAAUUGUUAAAAUCCUCUAGCAUACACAAUGUUGUUAUCUUCCCCAAAUUUCGAAUUAAUCGUAUUCGUACCCCAUUUUGCUGCACAAAAUUGCCUCCGUGGGAGCCUUCACCUGUCACAUAUGUUCCCACUGAUGAUGCUGCUGGUAGCUUCUUGAAGAAAAGUAGUAACAUAUUUGAAACUAUGGAUUCCAGCGAUGGCACUGAAGCUAACAGUGAAGAGCAUUCAGAUACAAAGAAUCAGCCAUUAACGCAGUUUCAGUUUCUUAAAUGGCCUAUGUGGCUUCUGGGUCCUUCUCUUCUUCUCACCACUGGCAUGGUGCCCACACUAUGGCUACCUCUAUCUUCCAUAUUUCUAGGCCCCAAUAUAGCCAGCUUGCUUUCCUUGAUUGGACUGGAUUGCAUCUUCAAUAUUGGUGCUACUCUUUUUCUUCUCAUGGCUGAUUCUAUUUCGCGGCCCAAAAGCCUCGCACAAGCCGGCAAUAGCAAGCCUCCUUUUAGUUAUAAAUUGUGGAACAUGGCUGCAUCUGUCUCUGGAUUUGUCUUUCCUUUGAUGAUGCUGUUGGGAUCCCAAAAUGGUUCCCUCCAACCCCAGUUGCCUUUCAUCUCAUUUACAGUUCUAUUGGGUCCAUACCUCCUGCUUCUCUCUGUACAGAUUCUGACUGAGAUGCUGACUUGGCAUUGGCAAUCACCAGUAUGGUUGAUGACCCCAGUUGUGUAUGAAGCAUAUCGUGUGUUACAAUUAAUGAGGGGGUUGAAGCUUGGGGCUGAGCUCAGUGCUCCAGCAUGGAUGAUGCAUAUGAUUAGGGGACUUGUAUGUUGGUGGAUCCUGGUUCUUGGCAUUCAACUAAUGAGAGUUGCUUGGUUUGCUGGUUUUACUGCUCGAGCUCAUCAGCAACUGCCUUCGGCUCCUGCUGAUAGUUAAUAUUGCUCAUUGUUAGGAGAUUAUGAUGAACAACCAUGGCGUCCUAUACAGAUUUGUAAUUGUCCUAUAAAAUAAUAUAACUUCCUGUUACACUGCUGGAGUUUGUGUAUAGAGAUUCAGCAUAGAUAUGAUUUAUUGUGCGCGGUAAAAGAUGUUAAUUGUCAUGUACAUCAAACAAGUUAUGCACUUGGUUAUAAACUUGAUUAUGUGUUUGACCUUUA